Molecule: messenger RNA, 264 nt
Organism: Trypanosoma grayi
Lineage: Eukaryota; Euglenozoa; Kinetoplastea; Trypanosomatida; Trypanosomatidae
Exons: 1
Coding region: 1-264 (87 amino acids)
Biological process (GO): 2-oxoglutarate metabolic process
Source: RefSeq, a predicted model, not a curated record
AUGUUGCGCGUAACGCUUCUGCGCCAUCAUCAGCCCCUCAUCCGUUUCAUACACGCCAUUCGGAAAGGUGGCGGUCUCGGGGCAAACGGCAAAGGCAGUAGCAGCGUCGGUGGUGGAGCGACGUCGAAAGCCGUUCUGGAUUCAUUCGACGCGCUACCAAAGAAGUUUCAACCGCGUCUGUUUACCGAAGAAGAGAUGGAGCUGAUCAUGAUGGGUGGGGCGGCGCCAUAUGUUCCGAAGUCCCUGCAGCGGAAGAAAAAGUAG